Molecule: messenger RNA, 1158 nt
Organism: Spinacia oleracea (spinach)
Lineage: Eukaryota; Viridiplantae; Streptophyta; Magnoliopsida; Caryophyllales; Amaranthaceae
Exons: 2
Coding region: 12-1022 (336 amino acids)
Molecular function (GO): zinc ion binding; nucleic acid binding
Source: RefSeq, a predicted model, not a curated record
UUGAGGUGGCAAUGGAAUGCAUUCAUUUCCUAUCCGAAGAUGCGCAUGAGUACCUAGCUAAAAUUCCCCCCCGUCAUUGGUCUAGACAUGCAUUCACGCAAAACUGCAAGUCCAACAUGCUUUUGAACAACUUGUGUGAGACUUUCAAUGCAGUGAUCAAAGAUGCUAGAGACAAACCUAUUCUCACUCAAAUGGAGUGGUUAAGACGAUACAUGAUGAAAAGGAACAAUGACAAGUGGGAGGCAGCAAAGAAAGUUGAAGGGAAGUUCAUGCCUUAUGUGCAAACUGUGUUUGAUGGACUAGAGAAGUUAGCUAGGUCAUGCAUAGUGCAACAAUCAAGAGAUGAUAAUUAUGAAGUUCAGUUAAAGGGUGAUCAAUGUGUGGUUGACUUAGAACAAAGGACUUGCAGUUGUUAUCAGUGGGAACUAACCGGGAUACCUUGUGUGCAUGCUUUUGCUUGUAUGCUAGAAAAAAGAGUGGAUCCAGAGUUGUAUGUUCACCCUUAUUACUCUAAGGAGACAUACCUGUUAGCAUAUGAGUCUCCUAUUAAGCCUAUGCCUGGACCUAAACAUUGGGAAAAGGUGAACAUGAGACAACCACUCCCACCUGCAUUCAAGGUUCAACCCGGAAGACCCAAAGGAAAGAAGAGAAAGCUUGAAAAGGGAGAAGGAAAAUCUCAAGUUGCUGAUGAGGCUAAGAAACCAAAGAGGAAGAACCAAUGCAAGAAUUGUGGUGGUUUUGGGCAUUAUGCCAAGACUUGUAAAAUCCCGUCUACAACGGAAUCAAGAACGACAAUGACAAAUGUCGGUAGACCACCACUGCAAACUCCAUGGGUCAAAGAACAAAGGAAGAAAAAUGAAGAAAGGAUUGCAAGGAAGGCUUCUUCUCAAGGGGCGGGGCCAAACAGCAUCGCUAACAAGACUUUCCCCCAAGAAGUAGCUAGGCAAGCAUCAACAAGCACAGCACCUCCCCCAAGAAACCGAACUACUUCUAAGCUUUCAUUAGUUAGGAGCACUCAAUGAUUAGAGCUAGGUUUCUCGGGUUUUAGUUGCGUAUUAAUAUGUAUUUUAUUGGGAAAACUUAAGAGAAAAACUUAGUUAUGGUAGUUAAUGUAUGUGCCUAUUUAUGGCUAAAGACAAGAAGAUUUAUUUAUGUUAA